Messenger RNA from Vigna unguiculata (cowpea), 940 nucleotides. Lineage: Eukaryota; Viridiplantae; Streptophyta; Magnoliopsida; Fabales; Fabaceae. The record is from RefSeq and is a predicted model, not a curated record.
UUUAACAGGAUAGGAACCUUCCUCUUCCUUUCCCUCCCAAAAAUUUAAUUACAAUUUUUUAAUAAAAAAAAUUCAAUUCACUCCCCACCGUAUUUCAACCACUGCUUAAUCUGUGCAUAAAUUGCAAUCUCUCUUAUUUUCUAUCUUCUCCGCUCUCUAGUUUUCAUGGAUCCAGAUUAUGAAACAAAGUAUGCCACUAAUGGCAAAGUCAUGUUUGGUUCAACCGUUCUUCUCUUCCUCCUCGUAAUCGUUCUCCUUUUCGUUCACACUUUCCGCCAUUCAUGCUUUCCUCGCCGCAACCACGCUAUUCGAAUCCCUUCCAAGGGCCUUCUUCCUUGCUCUCUCAAAUUCCUUCCCAUCUUCACCUACUCAUCCAACACCCACCGCUCUCUCCACGACUGCGCCGUCUACUUGUCGGAGUUUACCGACGGCCAACAAUGCCGUGUGCUUCCCAACUGUAACCACGUGUUCCACGCCCAUUGCAUCGAUGCAUGGUUCACUUCUCACUCUAACUGUCCACUUUGUCGAAUCACUGUUCACCGACACGCCAUACCGGUCCAACCAUUUUCUAACACUGAACCGGCUUCGUUGGGUUUUUCUUCUUUUCCCGCAUCGGUUUGGUGCCCGAGGAAGUCGUUGGAAAUGGUAAGCUUAAUAGUGGAGCUAAAAGGUGGCCGGGAUCCAGAUCCGGGUCGUGGACCCAUGAUAUCAAGGGCUGAUAAUUGAUACCGUUGUACAACUGGCGGUUGGGUUUUUCAGCGGCGCCCAGUGCUACUGAAAAACUUGGCGUUCUCUUUGGUUGACCCUGCGUCGAAAUGUUCCAUAUCCACUCUUCUUUGGCGCUAUUGCAAGAUUAUGUUUUGUUAUUUUCUGGAAGUGAUGAGUGAAAAAAAUAGAAUUGUUGUACCAAUUACAUGAAUAUGAAAAUUCAUCAUUGGAA